Molecule: messenger RNA, 840 nt
Organism: Coffea arabica (coffee)
Lineage: Eukaryota; Viridiplantae; Streptophyta; Magnoliopsida; Gentianales; Rubiaceae
Product: 17.4 kDa class I heat shock protein-like
Source: RefSeq, a predicted model, not a curated record
CCCUUGUAUAUAUAGCUCUUCACUUCUUGAUGCCUUCCACCCUCAGACAGAAUUAGUCAUUGCCUUAGGUAAAUCCAGUCAAGUCCUCAAACCAAAUAGUCCAGAGCACAAAUCUCUUGCAAAAUUCUGAUGGCUUUGGUUCCGAGCAUCUUCGGCGGCCGGCGAAGCAAUAUCUUCGAUCCUUUCUCUCUCGACAUAUGGGAUCCGUUUGAGGGAUUUCCGUUCUCGAGGACUCUAGCCAACUUCCCCAGCGGCACUGAUCGUGAAACGGCUGUUUUUACUAACGCCAGGGUUGACUGGAGGGAGACCCCAGAAGCCCACAUCGUUCAGGCUGAUCUUCCUGGGCUUAAGAAAGAGGAGGUCAAAGUCGAGGUGGAAGAUGGUAGAAUCCUGAAGAUCAGCGGAGAGAGGAGCAGGGAGCAGGAGGAGAAGACUGACACUUGGCAUCGUGUGGAAAGGAGCAGCGGCAAGUUUAUCCGAAGCUUCAGGAUGCCGGAGAAUGCAAAGACAGAGGAAAUUAAGGCGAGCAUGGAGAAUGGCGUGCUGACCGUUACCGUGCCUAAAGUGGAGGAGAAGAAGCCUGAAGUUAAGGCCAUCAAAAUUUCUGGUUAAAAACUUUGAUGCAUAUGUACGUCGUGAGUUGUUUUCAUGUGGAUGGUACUGUAUCUUUUACCAUAAGAAAAAAUCCUGCUUUGAUGGGAGAGAGAAGGGGGGGUUGGACUUGGGGUUUGUAGAAUCAGCUUUUAUGUGCAUUCGCGUGCUCUGCCCUGUAAUGUUAAUUUGCUUUUAUUUAUUAUAUGGCUCUGAAUAUAUUAUCUUAGAACCAAUCAUUUUCUCUGA